Molecule: messenger RNA, 4696 nt
Organism: Dermacentor albipictus
Lineage: Eukaryota; Metazoa; Arthropoda; Arachnida; Ixodida; Ixodidae
Source: RefSeq, a predicted model, not a curated record
UUUAGGACUCGCAUUUUAGAUCCAAACUAUAAAUCGCCCUGAAGCGUCUCCGUACUAGCCAAAGCGAGUGUACUUUGAGGCCAAGCUAGCCGAGUGGGAAAUGGCGGCACCCUUGACCGAAAUUUGCCAUUAGGUCCUUAAACGUGGACGGAAAAGAACUAUUUGAGCCAGCAGCUCCGCUGCCAAGGAUUGUCUCCGUAAGCACAUCUACAAGCAGCACUGAAACUUUAGGAAGCACAGCCAUCAUGGAUAGCGACAAAGGAAUCUGCGAAGGCACUACAGAAGCUACACUGAAAAAUCCCGGAACGAGUGUGGACUGCUGCUACGAGUGUGGUGUGUGUGGGCAGCGCUUUUCGACCAAGAAGUCUGUAACAAAUCAUCUGGUCGUGCACAAGGGUGACAAGCCGUACGCCUGUGACGUCUGUGGGCUGAAGUUUUUUCAGAAGUUCCCUCUCCUUAAGCACCAGCGCAUCCACACGGGCGCGAUGCCGUAUGCAUGCAAGGUGUGCCCGUCCAAAUUCUGCAGAAAGGAGUCCUUGGAUAGACACCAGCAACUACACGUGAGGGGAGUGGACUUGUGCCACUGCCUCGAGUGCGGCAAAUCUUUCACGUGGACGAAGACGCUGCAGAGGCACAUGAGGUGGCACAAGGUGGAGAAGCCAUACCCGUGCCACCUUUGCCCGGCCAGAUUCACAAAGAAACGUAAUCUGGACAGUCACGUGCUAAUACACAUGGGUGAAAAGCCACACAAGUGUCCUGUAUGCGACAAAUGCUAUGCCUGGCGUCAAAGCCUCGGAUCGCACAUGCGCCGGUUGCACAGUGGAGUUGAGACCACCACAGUGGCAAGUGCAGACAGCGGGGUGGACAUGACGACGCCAGGUGGCUCUCCGACGACACUGCCUCCUGGCCAUUUAGGCAUGGAAAAAAAAGAACCAUCUGAGCAUGCAGCCCUGCAGCCAAGGAUCAUCGUGGUAACCCCACGGAAACGCAGAACUGAAACUUCAAACAAGACAGCUCCAGGAAUAUCUGAUGGCACUGUCGGAUCCCCGGCGAAGGAACCUGGCAGGAGUCACGAGUGUAGCGUGUGCGGGCGGGACUUUACGAGCAGGCAAUCUCUGAAGCAUCACCUGGUCUUGCACACCGGCGAGAAGAAGUACACCUGCCCCAUUUGUGGGCUGAAGUUUGCGCUGAAGAUCGGUGUCACCAGGCACCUGCGUGUCCACGCGAGUGAGAUGCAGUAUGCGUGCCCAUUGUGCCCGUCCAAAUUCUGCAGGAGGACAUCGCUGGAGAGGCACAAGCAGCUGCACGCAACUGGAGUGAGCCUGUGCCACUGCCCCGAGUGCGGCAAGGCCUUCAAGCAGGCGAAGGCCCUGCAGCAGCACCUGAACUGGCACAAGGUUGUUAACCGGCAAAAUGUUGAGACACCGUACAAGUGCCACCUGUGCCCGGCCACCUUCGUAGGGAACUGUGCUCUGGCCAGGCAUGCCCUGGUGCACACAAGUGAAAGGCCGCAUAUCUGUCCCGUGUGCCAGAAACACUUUUCCUCAAAGAGUGACCUCACAGUGCACGUGCGCCAGAUACACGGUGAAGUCGAGACCCCCAUGGCAAAUGCCGACAGCAAGGGGGAGAUUGCGAUGCCAAGUAGCCCUCCGACCACAAUGCCUCCUGCCAUGAGUAUUGACGUCAAGGCAGAGCCAAGUAGCCCUAAGACCAUGCUGCCUCCUAUCAUGACAAGUACUGACAUCAAGUCAGAACCAAGGAGCCCUAUGACUACGUUGCCUCCUAUCGUGACAUGCGUUGACAUCAAAGCAGAACCGAGUAGCCCUACGAGCUCACUGCCUCCUGAGCACAUUGACAUGAAUGAAGAAAAUGAAGAAGCACCAUCUGGGCCAGCCACCCUGCAGCAGUGCACUAUCUCCGUAACCCCAGAGAUAAGCAGCACUAAGAUUUCGAGAGACGUAAUCAUCACAGAUAGCAACACAGGAAUCCCUGGUGGUGCCAUCGUGGCUUCAGUGACGCAGGGCAGCAGGAGCACCGGCAUCAACGAAUCUCUUGAGUGCAGCGUAUGCGGCCAUCGUUUCGAGCUUGUGGGUGACAAGGCCCAUGCAUGCCCUGUGUGCAAGCAGCCGUUUGCCGAGGAGCACUCACUCACGACUCAACAGCUCACGCACUCUGUCGAGAAACUGUUCCCCUGUUCAACGUGUGGGCAGCUGUUCAUGCAGAGUCACCUUGCUAUGCACGAGCACUCCCACCAGCACAAGAAGUCUUUCCAGUGCAGCCACUGCUCAGCUAUAUUAGCGAGCAAGAAGUCACUCAGAAUUCACAUACGAACGCACACUGGCGAAAGACCGUACAAGUGUGACAUUUGUAGCAAGCAGUUCAAAGAAAACAGGGCACUAGUUAAGCACCACCGCAGUCACAUGGAUGAGAAGAAGUACAGAUGUGAGGAGUGCCCAUCCAAGUUUCACCACAAGAAGUCCCUGGACAACCACAAGGAGCUGCACGCAAGUGGAGUAGACCUCUACCACUGCCACAAGUGUGGCAAGACAUUUAUUCGAGAGAGGAACCUGAAGCUGCAUUUAUGGUGGCACACAACAGAGAAGCCCUACGUGUGCCACCUGUGCCCGGCUAAGUUUACAUUGAAGUCCCAUGUGGAGAAUCACAUGCUUGUACACACAGGAGAAAAACCAUACAAGUGCCCUGUGUGUGAAAAGCCGUUUGCCCGGUCCGACGCAUGUGCAAAGCACAUGUGUCGUAUGCACAAUGAGGCAAAGCUUGAUGUGACAGGCAUUAACUACAGGGCGGCGCUUUCACCUCCGAACAGCAAUUCCAGCACACCAUGUAUUGAAAGAGCUGACAGAGGCUUCACGAUGAUGGACAAUUUGAUUACAAGUGAUGUAAGCAGCAAUUCCAGCACACCACAUGUUCAAAGACCUGACGAUGACUUCGCAAUGACGAAUGAUUUGAUUACGGGCAACGUAAGCAGCAAUUCCAGCUCACCACUUGUUGAAAGAACUGAUGGGGACUUAACGAUGAUGGACAGUUUGAUUACAGGCAAUGUAAGCAGCGAUUUCAGCAGACCACUUGUUGACAGAACUGACACAGACAUCACGAUGGCAGGUGAUUCAAUUACGGGUGAUGUGCAGUUGUAAUCAGGUGCUGCUGCCUGCUUUGCUUUAUUAAACAGGAUCAGCACAGUUGAUAUGUGUCUAAUAGCAUAAAAGAAGCUUUAGCUUGGUGGCUUGUAUCUGUACAAGCGAAUGGAAGAAUAAUUUUUCUAGGCAACCACUGGACCGAAUCUGAUGUCUUGUUGCAUUUAAAAAAGAAUGUUACUAUGUAGUGCCUGUUGGAAGCCAAAUUUUUAUUUAGGGUGGCAAUCCUUUUACAACAAUUAUUCAGAAUCGAAAAAUUUCAGAAAAUGACACCAUCACGUUUUUAACUCUAACUCAGCAAUGAAAAAUGAUAGCCGAUUAUGUUAAUUGUACCUCGUAAUACAUCUAAAGCAGACAAAAAUGGUGUAUUGUACACUGCUGUGAAGUAUAGACUUAUUACGUGAGUGCAUUUGAAAAGCAGGUAUGAAACUCUAUUAUGCAUUGUUUGUCCAAAGUUAUCAGUAAAACAAGGCGACUGAUGCUCUGUAUUGCACCUAAAAUUAAUUGCUUUUGUCUUGACACAUGUUUUAUCAAUGCCAUCACCUUCAAAGAGAGAUUGUGUGCGAACACACAAGCAGCCCGCAACAUGUGGAAAAAAAUGCGCGACAUGCAAUCCGGGAUGGUCGACUGCGUGCCUUAGACCAAGGCUUCUUGCUGCCACCCAUCAUAGAUGGCGCCACUGGUACAUCCCAAGGCAGCAGCACAUGAGGCGGUUAUAAAACAUGCGAAAGAUGCGAAGAAAGAUAUUCGCUAUAAAAGAAAAGUGUGUGAAUACCAUCGGCGAUUAUUGUAAAUGUAAGCAAAUAGGUGGUAUCCAAAACCAGAUGUCUAUGAUGUGUCUCUGGCUCCCGAAAUCUCUUCUGCCAUAUUCAACCAGCAAAAGCAUAGCCAUUAAGAUCCAUUAAGAAAGUGCCACCUUUUGGGGUGUGGAUCAAGGAAGUUAUAUACUUACUGGAGUGGAGGUAGCUCUCCACAAAUGAAACUGGUUGCCACUGUCUUGCUAGAGGCAAAAAUCCCGAGCCGACACGGCUGCCGUAGCACAGUGUGGAGGGCGUUUGUAGUGUUUGUUGACUGUAUGCAGUCGGGACAGUGUUUAACUGAUUGUGGCAUGCUCUCCGAGGGCAUUACAACAUCUUAGUUGGUCAUAUGGCUGCACCAAUCAUGUAAAUUAGACGCCUCUGGUAUAACAUUCCAGCUGUAAUGUAAGCUCUUGUUUGCUCAUGACUGGAUGUUACGCAUAUAUGUUUGCUUCAAUUGGUAGCAGUUAGGAUGAUGUUUGUACGCACAGUUAAGAAAUUUAUGCAUCAAGUAGUCACUGGCACGCCACUGCAUAUGGUACUAUGUAGCGCAGCUGGCUUUGUUUGUGACAAUGUUAUCUGUUGUGGUUUGCACGUAUUGUGCAGUGCCUGUGUUUGUAAUAUGAAAAACAGUGAGAGGGGUGCGCUGGAAAAAUGAGGGCUUCAUUUAUGACGAAAGGGAACAGUUGCAAGUAUAGCACUCAUCCAGCCAGAACUAUCAAUAAAUAAAGUGAAUUGAAAUUGUAA